Messenger RNA from Nerophis lumbriciformis (worm pipefish), 2937 nucleotides. Lineage: Eukaryota; Metazoa; Chordata; Actinopteri; Syngnathiformes; Syngnathidae. The record is from RefSeq and is a predicted model, not a curated record.
CAAUGCCAACUUGUUACUUAUGUUUUCCUACAAACAUUUUUGUCAGUUAAAUCAAAAAAAUAUGUCUCAUCUCCUCCACCCGCCAUGAAGUCAGACGCUCUGACGACCGCUCACAAAUCAGGAGACGGACAGACUUCCAAAGCGAAUACCGCCAGAAAACCCGGAGAACGGAGCACGGCGACAAAACCGAAGGCGACGUCAACUGGGGCGCCGGUUUUAAACGGUGCCGCGGGGGCUAGGAGGGAUGUCGCCGGUCCGGCUCGAUCUCGCGUGGUGAAGGAAACUGAUAAGAAGGUUAAUCCAGGGAGCAGAUUGAAGACCUCCCCUCCUAGCUGCACAUCCAGAGCUCUAAAGGGCCCCACGCAACAGGCCAGUUCAGCCGCAUCGGCAGAAAACGGCGGCAAGAGCCAUCAUGUUGUGAACCCAUCCAUUCCAGGAACAAAACCCAAACAGCCAUUGAACAAAUCCACGCUGACUAAAUCGGAUCCAACAAAGCAGACUAGCGGCAGUCCUGCCAGCAGGUCCAAGGCGAAAGAAGCCAUUAAAGUCAAGCCUGGAGCAGCAGAGGGCGCUGUGGCUGGAACGGGGAGAGCCAGAGGAGACACCAAAGGAAAAGGACUGCAAGAAAACCAUGGGGCUUUGCAGGUCCGCACCAGGUCCUUGGACUAUUGGAGAGUUGUGGAACGCCCAGGCAAAGAGCCACCAAGAACAUUUUGGAGGUUGCCAAAAAGGUUCACGGUAGCUCUGCCUGUGGGGAUAUGUGGCGAAGUGUGCUACCUGGACAUGUGUCGGGGCCUGAUCACUGGGUCGCCGGGCAACUUCAUCCAGCGCUUCUUGGAGGAUCCCAAGGCGUUCCCAGGACAGCCAGGAGACAUAGCCUCUUCAGCGUGUCCUGGAUCGGCCCUGCGGCCUCCUCCCACAACACCUCACCAGGGAGCCGUCAAGCAUGGAGCUCCUGUAAAAAAGCAGGUUUUGCCCAGAAAAGAUUUAGACAGCAUCAAAUCUGCACCUACCAAACCAAAUGGAGAAACAACCAAAAAGAACAUAACCGGAGCCUCAGCUAAAUGUGCUAACAAACCAACCAAAGUGUCUGUGCCGUCUAAGCAACCGUCAAAGUCUUCACCAAAGGCUAAAAGUACGACAGAAUAUGAGAUAGCCUCAACAAAAUCCAGAACAAGCAGAAAUGGAAAAGGACCCGAAACAAAGGAAAAUGCUAAAAGUUUAGACUGUAAAACUGAACAAGAGACGAGUGUUAGCGUAGCACCUUCGAGCCAAGACCAAGAUUCUGUUAGCUCCCAUCUGGAGACAACUUUGUCUACAUCUGAUGUACAAAAGACUGAAAAACAGUCCGCAAAUGAAGCAGCUAAACCCAGUCUUUCGUCGCAAACUGUUAGAUCUGUCACCGCGGUUAAAAAAUCUGAAAGUCUCACCGGUGUCGGAUCUCCGAGCACCCCCGUAGACACUCCCUGCAGCGUAGGAAGCACCGGCACUCCGUUGGAAGACUCCUGGAGUGGGAUUCACCCGCAGAUCAGUCCCGCGUCCGAAACGGGCAGCACUCACUCCACCUCCUCGGAUGACAUCAAGCCCCGCUCCGAGGACUACGACGCAGGGGGCUCGCAGGACGACGACUGCUACAACGAACGAGGCGUUUCCAAAUGUGGCACCAUGCGCUGCCACGACUUCCUGGGGCGCAGUAGCAGCGACACCAGCACGCCCGAGGAGUUCAAGAUGUAUGAGACAGGCGCGGGGCUGAGGGUAGAGGUUCGUUUGCGAGGGCGGGAGGCAGAGACGACCAGCGAGGAAGAGGUAGCGAGGCGGCGUCCUCGCUCAUGGUUGCAGAAGGAAGAGCAUUCAGGAGGCGUCGUGACAGCGGAAACUGUCUCUGAGAAUCAGACAUCUGAGGAGGAGGAUGACAACGAGGAGACCGAAGAAGAGAGGUCCGAAGUGGAGGUGGUCCCCAGUCAAGCUCCAACCGAUCCCUCGCCUCCGUUUCAAGGGAUCGUCAACCUAGCGUUCGACGACGACGGAGGGGACCGAGAGAGCGAGCAGCCGGACUUUCAGUCCGCAUCCAACUUUCGCCGAUCCGUUCUGCUCUCCGUGGACGAGUGCGAGGAGCUCGGUUCUGAGGAAGGCGGACCCCAGACACCUCAAGACCCUGACGACGCGGCUACUCCCUGCGAUGUUUUCGAGUCGGACUCCGUCACUCCGCAAUCUCACUGCGCCCGGUCGCCCAAUCCGUGCGAACAUUCAGGUACAGAUCAAGAAAAGCCCGAGGAGCUCCGGGAAGAGACGUGUGCCGGCACCGAAGCCGCCGCAGACCCCCCGCCCCAAGAGCGUCCGUGUCACCUGGACCUCCGGCAACCGUACGCCAACGGAAUCAAGAAGGCCGACUUACACCUAGACUUAAAUGAGCCACACAUGACGGGGGACUCUCCCGUACGUGCUGCACAAUCUCCAGCAGGCGACAUUGCUUGUGACAGAUUGGAUCUAGGCGGCGGCAACCGCCAGCGGACGCCGUCCAACAAAGCCCUCUCCCCUAUUUACGAGACGGACACAGGCGACACGUUUGCGCGCCGCUCGGACAGAUCGGGACAAGGGAACAAUGAGGACAAACGCAGCGAGUUUGCAGAGCGGGACUGGAACCUGCUUCGGCAGCUCCUCUCGGACCAGGAGUCCAAUUUGGGUGUGAUCAACCCGGUGCCGGAGGAGCUGAACUUGGCGCAGUACCUCAUCAAGCAGACGCUGUCGUUGUCACGGGACUGCCUGGACACCAGGGCCUUCCUGUCCCCGGAGAGGGAGACCUUCAAGCGGUGGGCGGAACUCAUAUCGCCCAUGGAGGACUCGUCCACCAGCAUUACGGUGACCAGUUUCUCCCCGGAAGACGCCGCCUCGCCACAAGGGGAGUGGACCAUUGUGGAACUGGAAACGCAUCACUGA